CAGUUUUGUCUGCUUCGAUUUUUGGGGGUUGUAGAACUUUCAAUGUCGGCAUUUAUUUCCUCACUUUUUUACGAAGUGAUGGACUGAGUUUUUGAUUUUUGACAUCGUGUUUUUWUUUUUUUUUAAUACAUAGGCUAUGUAGCACUUGGACCAGACUAAGGACAAUGCAUAGGGCUCUUCAGCUGUAAACAUAUGAGAUAUGUGUGCGAUUAUGUUUUGAAGGGAGGGGCUUKCGCUUUGUAGUAGCCUAUUAUUGAAUACCGUGGAGCAGACGGAUCCAAAGGCGGAUUCUGUUUCUCUACAUUGACUGGCCUGCUUCGUGGUUGUUUGCUAACCCGGUGAAAGAACAAUCGUUUACUUGCUGAACUCAAUAGGGCGUAACCAUGGACGACGACUUUGAGCGGCGCAGAGAGCUCAGGAGGCAGAAGAGGGAGGAGAUGCGCCUGGAGGCUGAACGGGUGGCCUUCCAGGGUAGUAAUGAGGAUGAGGAGGAGGCCGCAAGGGAGCGUAGACGCCGGGCACGUCAGGAGAGGAUGAGAGGGAUGGGAGGCGAGGAGCCCAGUGACAGCGUGGUGAUGACCAACAGCCACAGUGUGACAGAGACUGUGUCUGUGUCCUCCUCCUCUAUGACCUCCUCGGGUGGAGGAGACGAUGAUGAGCAGGCCCUGCUGGAGCGCAUGGCCAAACGAGAGGAGCGCAGGCAGAAAAGAAUGAUGGAAGCUCUGGAGCGAGAGAAGGAUCAGAACCCCGGCAAUGCCGGUAACCACGGCAGCGGGGAGAAUAGUGUGGAUGAGAGGUCCGUCGGCCGCAGUGGCCGUUACCAAGACAACGAAGAAGAGGUGGAAGAGCGGAACUGCCGAAAGAAUGAGAAGGAGGAGGGGGAGGCUGCUCCAGAGGAGGAAGAGGCUGAGCAGGGAGAGGAAGAAGAGGAGGAAGAGGUGGUGGAGGAGGAGAAACCGAGACGAUCCUAUAUGAGAGAACAGGAAUCCAUUGACGAAAAAGCUAGAAACGAGGUGAAUGAAAAGCAGAAUGGAGGUCUGCACGAGGAGGCUCCUCCAAAACACAAAAGAACAGAAAGGACCCUGAGCCGCGGCAGCGUGCACUCCCCGGAGGCGGGGGCGGAGGAGCAGGACGACGCGGCGCGCCUGGAGACGGAGCGUAAGCUGGAGGAGCUGAAGCGCCGCCGUGACGACGCGGAGAGCGAGGAGUUUGAGAGGAUGAGACAGAAGCAGCAGGGGGCUGAGCAGGAGCUGGAGGAGCUGAAGAAGAAGCGGGAGGAGAGGAGGAAGAUCAUAGAAGAGGAAGAGAGACAGAAGAAACAGGAGGAGGCCGAGAAGAAGGACAGAGAGGAGGAGGAGAAGAGGAGGAUGAAGGAGGAGAUAGAGAGGAGGAGGGCGGAGGCGGCCGAGAAGAGACAGCAGAUGGGGGUGGAGACCGUCGACGGAGAGGCCAAACCCUUCAAAUGCUUCAGCCCCAGAGGAUCCUCCCUCAAGAACAAGGAUAUGCGGUCCCCACGCUCCGGUGCCGUGGACCUGCCAAUGGUGACAGAUGGGAUACGUAACAUUAAGACCAUGUGGGAGAAAGGCAACGUGUUCAACUCACCCGGGGGUGGCGGGGGCACGUACAAGGAAGCAGCUGGGAUGAAGAUAGGUGUGGCGGGCCGCAUCAACGACUGGCUGAAUAAAACCCCCGAGAGCAAAACGCCGGGGGGAAGGCCCGCGGAUCUGAAGCCAGGAGAUGUGACUAACAAGAGAAGUCUGUGGGAAAACAAGGGAUCCUCCCCAGCCAAGGUGACUGGUAGAGGGGAGAAUAAAUCUGUUGCCAAUGCAGGUAUGGGACACGAAUGAUACGAAGAGCUUCUUCUGAAGGCUGGUGGGGACCAAGACAAUCCGAGACUCUUCCUUUUCUAUGUGUAUUAUACCAAAAGAAUAUGACCACCACCCUGCGGGACCCCAAGGAAUGAAGAGAAACAGGAGAUUCUAUUUAAUAAGCACUGUACUGAAACGAAUAGCCACCAUCUCGUAACUACAGUGUAGUGCCUUUGCACAACGAUUUACUAUGAUUUACUUUCGCAACAAACAAAAGAAUAUGCUGUGAAAUUUGGAUGUUUUAUGAUAUGGUGAUUUGUUUUAUAUGUUAUAAGCAAAAACUUGCAGGAGAAAAAAGAAAUAAUUGAGAUUAGAUUGUAUUUCCCCAUGCGCUCUUCAGUACAUGUGUACUUUUGAUAUAGUAGAGAAAUGUUUUUAUAUGAGGUUUCCAGUUCCACAAUCAUAUCCGUGUUCCAAAGAGAGACAUCUACCACCAAUGCUCUGUCCAUGUCGUCCAUCUCACUUCUUUCGUAUUUAUAUUUAAAGCAAAGCUUCACAUAUAGCUAUUUUAUUCAUGUUCACCAGUUCAGGAGAGAGAUUAUAAGCACUCCGUAGAUUUGGCUUAUUUCACUUUUUUUGACUUACCAAUAGUGCAACAAUGGUCUGAGUUAAUAUGUUAGCACAGAAGUACAUGUCGUUAUGAAUAUUAUAUCUUCCAUUACAGCUUUAUACUCAAGAUUUGUUUGGCUUUUGUACUCUAAAAUUACACGACUACCAACCGACAAGAGGCAAUGAAAGGCAGUGCAAAGCAACUAAAGGAAAGUUGUAUAUUAAGACGGCUAUUAUAACGUUUAUUAUCCUUGUUUCAAUUUAUUUAUGUUUUUUUUACGUGUUUUGUCAUUGGCUGUUUUUUGUGGCUUUUGUACCUGCUGUUUGAAUCUCUAAUUCACUUUGUUAAACUUUCAAACAACCCAUAAUGCAGCAGGUGUACUUAAGAGUUACAUCCUCAUCCUAGAGACUCUCUGACCCGCAACAUUCCACGCCACUAAGCACGCCGCCGGGCUUAUUCAAGUACGUGCUCCAAUGGCUUCUAUUUAGGAGGUUAAGGACCUCAGCUUUGUCAGUGAGGUUGUCUGAAUAUAGCAGGCCAGAUACACAUUUAUACACUGUGUCUGUACCCUGAGACGGCAUCGGUUUUAAGCCAUAUGCCGCCUUGCCAUUUAAGCCCAAAUCUCACGUACUAACUAUAGGACUCUGAAAGAAGGGAAAGUGCACAUUUUAGAUGUUGACAAUGAUAGAGGAUUGAGUCGGUCAACAGAAGACGGAUUUUGACUCCGGACAACAAUUGCGCUUGACGCUUGUUUUGAGUUUUCUUAAAGUUGCAUUGUGGUAUGUAAGAUCGUGUUUCCAGCACAAAUCCUUUACAUCCAAUGGUCUCAAGGCCUUGUUAAUGCAGGCACCGAAUAAACUGUACCUUACACUUUGCCAACUCAUUAUGACUUCAGCUGUUUCUUUUCUCUUUUUUUUACCGUUUCAUUAUUGAGGUUAUAUGUUUCACAUUUCAUUAAUUCAUUUUGCAUGACAUUUGUUAAUAUAGGUAUUAAAUAAAGGUUAGCAGGGGCAUUGUAAGAUUGUUCUGUGUAAACCUUGACAAUCACAUUCCAUGACUCCUUAGAACGACAAGCAAUGGAGUCUGACCAAAAUAUAUAACAUUAUUUUACAUUGCCGUUAUUUCAUAUUUUUGGUAAUUUUUGCUUUUAUUUCAAACACCCUCAUUUAUUGUGUAGAGUUAACUAUGCAAUGCACACUAUCUACAGUUUCAGAUCAAACGUUGUGAUGGUAGUGGGUAGUUUCUUACAGAAUCAAUGUUCUGAAAUAUUUGUACCGCUGACUCGACAACCGCAAUAAAGAGAUAUAAAUUGUU
This is a messenger RNA of Salvelinus sp. IW2-2015, 3732 nucleotides long. Its product is annotated as non-muscle caldesmon. The record is from RefSeq and is a predicted model, not a curated record. Gene Ontology annotation, molecular function: myosin binding; calmodulin binding; actin binding. Gene Ontology annotation, biological process: angiogenesis; actin filament bundle assembly; muscle contraction. Lineage: Eukaryota; Metazoa; Chordata; Actinopteri; Salmoniformes; Salmonidae. Gene Ontology annotation, cellular component: actin cytoskeleton.